Messenger RNA from Malania oleifera, 711 nucleotides. Its product is annotated as small heat shock protein, chloroplastic-like. The coding region runs from base 1 to 669 and encodes 222 amino acids. The transcript has 2 exons. Lineage: Eukaryota; Viridiplantae; Streptophyta; Magnoliopsida; Santalales; Ximeniaceae. Gene Ontology annotation, biological process: response to heat. The record is from RefSeq and is a predicted model, not a curated record.
AUGGCUUCAUCGCUCUACAACAUCAAUGUCUGCUCCCCCUUCUCAUCUCAGAGACUCACCACCAAGUUUCCAUCCAUGUUACGAACUGAAAGGGCUUACCGUAAUAGCAUAAAGGCUAUGGCAGAAGGGAAGGACAAUCUCAAUCACUUGCGGAAGGCAACCCAGAAGCAAACCCAGUUGAAAGAGAAAUCAGCUAAAUCUGCACCCGUAGGUAUAUGGGACAGAUUUCCCACUGCUAGGACAGUGCAACAGAUGAUGGAUACAAUGGAGAGGAUGAUAGAGGACCCUUUCGCAUACAGUAGCAGUUGGCCAUCCGUUUCCACAAGAGAGAGAAACAUUUACAGUAAGGGAAGGACACCAUGGGAGAUAAAGGAAGGGGAACAGCACUAUAAGAUGAGGUUUGAUAUGCCUGGAAUGACUAAAAAUGACGUCAAGCUAUGGGUUGAAGAUGCCAUGCUCAUUGUGAAGGCAGGGAAGGAUGGUGAAGACAAUGGCGAGGACAAAGAAGAAUGGCCUGCCAGGAGUUUUGGUAAAUAUAGCAGCAAAAUUGCACUGCCAGAGAAUGUCAAGUUCGAAAACAUAUCGGCAGAGGUGAAAGAUGGUGUCCUGUACAUAACUAUUCCAAAGACCAGAACCACAAGCAAAAUAAUAGAUAUUUCUGUACAAUAAAUUUCGUCACUGUGAUGAUAUAGAAAAAUUCUUAUCAGAGCA